Molecule: messenger RNA, 498 nt
Organism: Cryptomeria japonica (Japanese cedar)
Lineage: Eukaryota; Viridiplantae; Streptophyta; Pinopsida; Cupressales; Cupressaceae
Product: 16.9 kDa class I heat shock protein 1-like
Exons: 3
Coding region: 1-498 (165 amino acids)
Biological process (GO): protein folding; response to hydrogen peroxide; protein complex oligomerization
Source: RefSeq, a predicted model, not a curated record
AUGGAUCCAUUCAACCUUGAUAUGUGGAAUUCAUUGGAUCUCAUAUUACCCAUUCAUAUUUCUGUGGAUUGGCUUGAUACUGAUGAAGCCCACAUCUUCAAAGCUAACUUGCCUGGUUUGAAGAAAGAGGAUGUGAAAGUUCAAGUGGAAGAGGAACAUGUUCUGGUCAUAAGUGGAGAGUUUAAGAAGGAUGAGGUGGACAAAAAUGACAAGUGGCGUCGCUUGGAAAGAUCACAUGGAACUUUCUCUCGCCGCUUCUGCCUGCCAAAGAAUGCCAUGUUGGAUCAAGUGAAAGCCAAUCUCACAAAUGGAAUGCUGUCGGUGACAAUUCCUAAGAAGCAGAGCCAAAACCAGAGUAGAGCUGUAGAGGUGGCUCGAGCAGAGGUUGAAGGAGCAUGGGUCGUGGCCGGGGCAUAUCAGCAACCAGAGGUCGUGACCAUCCUAGAAUGCAGCUGCCACAACUUGACCUCCCCACUUCAAGCUAGGCCUUUCUGUUGA